AUGGGGGCAAUGGUGCGUGUCGACUGGACACCUAGCGCCAGCAAGCUCGCCGUGAUGCUAGCCAUAUGUUGCCUUGUUGUUCUAGUGACCGACUACGCCCGAAUACUCCUCUUGCGAAAGAAAAUGCCACCUGGGCCCUUUCCAUGGCCGGUCAUCGGGAAUACUUUUCAGCUCCCCGACACGAAGCCGUGGGUCUACAUCGAAGAACUCUCCAAACGCUACAAGACCCCCAUUGUCACUUAUUGGAUCGGCCGCAACCCGACCGUCUGGAUUUGUGACGCCGGGGCUGCUGCAGAGUUACUGGACAAGAGGGCCGCAGUCUACUCGUCGAGACCGCGGAUGAUUGUGUUUGGCGAACUGGGCCUGGGCCAAGACAACAUUGUGACCAUGUACUACGGCGACCGAUGGCGACUGCAUCGAAAGUUGACCCAUAUGGGCGUGGGCCUGCAGCACGUCCAGAGCUACAGCGGGUUCCAGAACAACGAGAGCAAGGUCGUCGCCAUGGAUAUGCUUGGAAACCCUGGCGCCUUUGUUCGGCACUUUGAACGUUACGCAGCGUCCGUCGUCAGUAUCAUUGGAUUCAAUCGACGCAUCACCAGUCAAGCCGACCCUAUUAUCACUGAGGUGAUUGCCGUCAUGCAGAAAGCGGCCGACCUCAACGUGCCAGGAAAGACCUUCCCUCUACUUAUGGAAACUUUUCCAGUCCUCGCAAAGUUUCCGAACUGGAUGGCCCCGUGGAAGCACGGCCUGGGAGGUGGGAAAGGCCGCGGUAAGUCCUUUUACUAUGCGUUAGCGGAUGAAGCGGCCAGCAAAGAGAAUCAUGGGAACUGUUACGCAAAGAGAAUUUUCGAGGAAGCUCGGAGGUACAACCUCAACGACACCGAGAUUGCUUCGCUGAGUGGGAACCUCUUCGGCGCCGGAAGCGAUACGUCGUCUUCGACCCUCGUCACGUUCGUUCUCGCCUGUUGCGCCUUUCCAGAAGUCCUCCCAAAGGCCUGGGACGAGCUCGACCGUGUGGUCGGCCCUCACCGGAGCCCGGGCCUGAAUGAUCGCGAUGACCUCCCUUAUAUACGCGCUUUUGUCAAGGAGGUUUUCCGGUGGCGUUCGGUUGCCAUUGUCGGCGGCCAAGCUCACGCGCCUAUCCGAGACGAUGUCUAUAAGGGCUGGUAUAUUCCAAAAAACACCUGGGUCCAAGGUAAUGUCUGGGCCAUUCACCGAAACGAAAAGGACUUUCCGGAACCCGAUCGGUUCUGCCCCGAGCGGUUCUUUGAGAGUCAUCCGCUCCAUCGCCCCUUUCCGAAUCAGAAGGGUUACAUGACGUUUGGCUGGGGGAGGAGGGUCUGCAGCGGCCAAGGGCUUGCCGAGCAAGGCACGUUCCUGAAUGUCGCAAGGAUGCUAUGGGGCUUCAAUAUCCAGAAAGCGCUGGACGACAAAGGCGUGGAGAUUCCCGUGGACAUUUUCAAGUACACGAAUGGGUCGAACAUCCGUCCAGAGCCCUUUGAGUGCCGCAUCACACCGAGAACGCCAGAAAUCAAAGAGACCAUCAUGCGCGAAGGCCGCCACGCGCUCGAGGACCUGUCGCAGUAUGACGGCCAGACCAAGUACCGCAUGAGCACAUAUUAUUUGCAGGACAACCGAUAA
Cladophialophora immunda is the source of this 1641-nucleotide messenger RNA. RefSeq lists its product as uncharacterized. NCBI's taxonomy places the organism in Eukaryota, Fungi, Ascomycota, Eurotiomycetes, Chaetothyriales, Herpotrichiellaceae. The record is from RefSeq and is a predicted model, not a curated record. The coding region runs from base 1 to 1641 and encodes 546 amino acids. The transcript has 5 exons. Gene Ontology annotation, molecular function: monooxygenase activity; heme binding; oxidoreductase activity, acting on paired donors, with incorporation or reduction of molecular oxygen.